Messenger RNA from Aquila chrysaetos chrysaetos, 2921 nucleotides. It is a transcript of the gene BLOC1S6, whose product is annotated as biogenesis of lysosomal organelles complex 1 subunit 6. The transcript is spliced from 5 exons. Gene Ontology annotation, cellular component: transport vesicle; BLOC-1 complex; extrinsic component of membrane. The record is from RefSeq and is a predicted model, not a curated record. Gene Ontology annotation, biological process: intracellular transport. Bases 202 to 711 code for a protein of 169 amino acids. NCBI's taxonomy places the organism in Eukaryota, Metazoa, Chordata, Aves, Accipitriformes, Accipitridae.
CCGCAUCCGGCGCAGCGGCCCUUCUAGCCAGGUGGGCGCUGAGGCGGCUCUAUGGUGAGACGCCGGGGCCUGGGGCGGCCGGUGCCGUGCCGCCCCGCUCGGUGAGGGCAGCUGGGCCCCCGCCGCCUUCCGCCGCGGUCUCGGACUCCGCCCUGGGCGGCCUCCUGCCCUGCGAGAGGGGCGUCGCGGGGAGCGGCAGCGAUGAGCGUCGCGGAGCGGCCCGAGGAGAGGGAGACGGCGGCGGCCGCGGCCAGCCCCGAGCGCUGGCUGGGUCAUAGUGAUGCAUCUCCAGAUGAAGGAGUAGAAGAAGAUCUGCCUUUAAUAGAUGAGAAAGCUGUGGAGCAGCUAACUGAAGGAUUGAUUUCUCAUUAUCUGCCUGAUCUUCAGCGAUCAAAAUCAGCACUACAGGAACUUACACAGAACCAAGUGGUAUUAUUGGAAACAUUAGAACAAGAAAUUUCAAAAUUCAAAGAGUGUAACUCCAUUCUUGAUAUCAAUGCCUUGUUUUCAGAAGCUAAACACUAUCACAACAAGUUAGUGAAUAUUAGAAAUGAAAUGAUGAUGCUCCAUGAGAAGACAUCAAAGUUAAAAAAAAGAGCACUUAAGCUGCAACAAAAGAGGCAGAAGGAAGAACUAGAACGAGAACAGCAACGUGAGAAGGAACUUGAAAGAGAGAAGCAGUUAACAGCAAAACCUGCUAGGAGGACGUGAAAGCAGAGCAUGCAACAACUUGUCCGAAUUAAUCAUUUCUGCAUUCUCUGGGAUUCAGGCAGACUUUGCUUAAACUAGCAACAGUCUCUCUAUGAUACUGUAAAUUCCAAAAUGGUAAUAAUAGCGUUGGUAACAUUCAAAUUUUUUCAUUUCAGCCAUUCAAGUUGCCUUCUUUUGUAAUGCUAUGCAGUUUGAUCUUAUUAUAAUGUAAGUUAAUUUUUAUAUAUGUAUAUAGGAGAACUUAGGCAUCACAGUUUUAAAUACCUAUCCAUUUUUUUUCAUCUGUUCUUCUGGUGUUUAGAAUUCUGAGAGAUAUUUGGUGACUGGCAUACAUGUUUUUCAGACAAAAUACAGAAUACUAGUUAGAAGUUCAGUUCUCAUCACUGGACUUCAGUGGCCACCUAUUUCACUGAAACUGCUUUGAUUCAGGCAGUUGGGAUCUUUUUUUGAUGGCCUGGUUCAUAAAUACUGACUUUGUGCAGCCUUAGUUUGGUCCAUCUCUAAUGAACUGAAGAAACUUCCAGUGUAUUUGCCUGAAAGCUCACUUUAUUGCAGCAGUCAUUAUUUUUUUGUCAUCAAGUAACUUUAACAACAGUUUUAAUGUAACUUUCGAAUAAGUUCCCAGCUAAAUUGGUUGCAGGGGGGAAGCAGAACACUAAAGAUUCUCAAAAUUUAUGUGUGCACAGUGCAAAGACUAAUGAAUUUGUGCUUCCCCAAAUAUUUGAGUCAAAUGAGGGAACUGUUGCUCCUGUAAUGGUUCAGCAGGAAGACUGUGUGGUCAAAGCAGAUUUCCGUGGAAUUAGAAGUUGUAGUUUCUUCAUUUUGUGCGACAAAAUAAAACACAACCAAAACUAAGCGAUUUUCCCUUCAUGUGAAAUUCAGUUACCUGUAGGAAAAACUACUACAUUUUUUUCCUUAACAAAUUAUUCAUUUGCACUUUGGGGUUAUGUAAGAGAAUUUUUGUUGUGCUGUCCUCACCCAAAUUGAUGAUUAUUAGCGUAUACUGAUGAUAAAUGGAAUGGAGGUUGAUAUCCAUUUCUCUGAAUGUAAAUGCUUUCUUGCAGCACUUGGUGUGAACUCCCAUUCAAAUGAAUGUACAUGUUGUCUAGACUGGUAAAAGAGCUUUAAACUGUUUGUUCCUACAGUCUAACAAACUAGUUAUUUUAUAUCUGUGUUAUUUUUUAAGUAGUAAUGUAAGCGGUGUGUUUUGAAGUAAGAUGAAGGGUACGCGAUGUAAAGUUUUCCAUAAAAUAUGUAUGGUAAGGUAUCAGAGGGGCACAGUCAAUUUUACUUUUUCUUCCAUUUUAGAUGAUUUACACAGUGUACACCUGUCUGGACUCUUCUGUAUUGUAAUUUUUUGAACUACUUUCCUGUUCUUAAUAUUUGUCAUCUUUUUCUGUGAAAGACUUACUCUAACGAGUAAUCAUCCAACAUGCAAGGUAAACUGGGAUAAUGUUUUGGGGCAAGGAGAACAAACUACUUGAAGUAGUCUGAAAAGACACUGAAAUGCUGUUACUGAAGCAGUAAUAGAUUAAAACUUUCCACAGGUAUUUUUCCUUUAGGUUGACUUGUGUCUGUUAAUUGCCGGUGGAUUGUUGACCUGUGCUGUGGUUUGUAUGUAUUUCUAAGAGAAAUGUAAAGAAUUUCCACAGUCCAUUUUUGGAGCAGAAUGUACAUAACUAAAUGUUGUUUAAAUAUUUUAUUUUGUAAUGUAAUCUCAAAAUUAGAUUCUUGGAAUUUAAACAGUUCUUAUUAAAGUAUAGCAUGAAACUAGAUGCCUCAGUAUCCAAAUCGGGAUUAAAUUCCUGUGGUAUUUCUUGAUUUGUGUUCCCUCAUCUAGAAUCCAGUGUAGAGUUUCAGGUUGUGGUCUCUUUCUGCGAAAAACUGUGAGGUUUUUUUUUUCCAAAGAACUGUGGGUGUUUUUUUUUGUUUUGCUUCAAAAAUCAUGGCUACUUUUACUGAAAAUACAGAAGUCUAAGCAUAGAAAUUGAUGCUUUUGCAGUUGCAUAUUUCAGUGUUUCUUUGGAAUAAUUUCUGAUCAAAUGAAUAAAAGCUUGCAGUGCUUGCCUGAGGAAUCCCAUACACGUAUGUAAAAAUGUAAUUAUAACUUUUCCCAUAAAAUUGUAGUAAAAUCUUGGUUUUGUAUGAAUAAGGAACCAAUUUUACUAAAUGACCUUUCUGUAAUAAAGCGGAAAAAAUGAAUUAACAUA